Molecule: messenger RNA, 859 nt
Organism: Mauremys reevesii (Reeves's turtle)
Lineage: Eukaryota; Metazoa; Chordata; Testudines; Geoemydidae
Gene: PIN4
Product: peptidylprolyl cis/trans isomerase, NIMA-interacting 4
Exons: 5
Coding region: 166-621 (151 amino acids)
Biological process (GO): rRNA processing
Molecular function (GO): DNA binding; peptidyl-prolyl cis-trans isomerase activity
Source: RefSeq, a predicted model, not a curated record
GAGAGGCAGCUCCUGGCGGGGCACGCGGGGAGCCGCAGUGUCCCCGACAGGCGUUUAACGCGGCCAGCCCGGGCUCGGGGUGCGCCGAGCUAGGCCACCGCUUGGGCCCUGAGCGGGGCCCUCGCGCUCUCCGUGGCGUCACGUGCGCGACGCCUGGCUGCGGAGAUGCCCCCCAAAGGGAAAAGCGGCGGCAAAAGAGGAGCUGCUGGCGGCGGGGGCAGUGCUGAGAGGCAGGCCCCAGCCCCAAAGGGUGGGGGCAGCUCUGUGAAGGUUAGACACAUUCUUUGUGAAAAGCACAGCAAAAUCAUGGAGGCCAUGGAGAAGCUGAAGUCUGGAGUGCGCUUCAGUGAAGUAGCCUCACAGUACAGUGAAGAUAAAGCCAGACAAGGGGGAGACUUGGGCUGGAUGACCAGAGGUUCUAUGGUGGGACCUUUCCAGGAAGCAGCAUUCACCUUGGCAGUCAGCAGUAUGGAUAAGCCAGUCAAAGGGGAAGUAUUAAACUCAAGAACUCAAAACCAACAGUCCUUGCAUACGUCAGAAAAUAGAGUUAAAAAGGAGCCCUGUCUCAGGCACUUCCCUGUGGAUCCCAACCAUUUCUCUCCAGGACAGAGGGGAACAUGAUGACCCCAGCAUUCCUGCUGAGAAUCCCCUCUUCUUAGAAAUUAAAAGCACUGGACUUUAAGGAGCCUAUCAUAUCACUGCAACUUCUCUUGCUGGGGGAGUGCUCUGGAUUUAUUCUGAAAAGGAGGAUUCUGGACUGGCUUUGUAAAUGGUUUGCACUGAGAGAUGUCAUAAAUACCCAAGUAUAAAUCAGCUUGAGAGAUUUGUAUUAAACACCCUUUGGGUGAAGUGUCUGUGA